AGGUCGACCAGAAGGCAGAGGACCGCACUGCGCGUGAAUGACAUAUUGUCCUAACCCAACCUUGCGCAGAAAAAAACACAUCGCUACACAGUCCUCCCACCCACGAUGGUUGAAUCAUCAGCAUACUCGCAGAGCCAAAGAAACCCGCACUUGACACGAAAUUUCCGUGUGGAUGAACCCGUACGCACACAUACAGUAUUCAGCUACAAUCAACGCACUCGAAGUCAAGGCUGUCACCAUGGAUACCAAACCAACAAAGGAAAGACGCAAGACACUCUGAAGGGCUCCCAUUAUGAACAGUCUAUGACGGAUGCCCGAAUCGAAGCGUACGAAGACGCCGUCACCACGAAAGCCUGGCACGAUGAGUGGGAGAUAGAACCAGAUGAUUUUGGAACACCUGAACCACUGCUCGUCCUCAACCGACGUGCAAAUAUCGACCUAAGGAAUCACGCUCGGCAGACGAAGUCGACAUAUCUAUGUCACUGGGAUCAAAGCCAUGAACCGCGUGGUGUACUUGCUCAGCGCUUGGCAGAAGCAAACCGAUCUACGGAGAAGGAACAAGCUGGCAUAUGCAUCGGUAAUGAGCAAGAUUUGCAACGCAUGAGAGUGAAGCGCGCUGUGCGGAACGCGGAGGUAAUCGACUUGACAGGAGACGAUACCGUUGGAGAAAGCAAACUCAGGAAUUGUGUCGGUAUCGAGAAUGUGGAGAACUACCCCCCAGGAACUAUGGCGCUACCAUGGGAAAUCUAGAACUGGAUACUAGGUCAAGCAAAAACAGCCUACUCAAAUCUGCUCAGCCUUCGAGUAUGUGAUAAAGUCAGACAGUUUUCGGUUACAUCAGUCAAUAUCGGAAGAGCUGCUAGCUUCACUUUUAAAAUCCUUCCAACUCUUUGCUGC
This is a messenger RNA of Alternaria alternata, 897 nucleotides long. RefSeq lists its product as hypothetical. The record is from RefSeq and is a predicted model, not a curated record. NCBI's taxonomy places the organism in Eukaryota, Fungi, Ascomycota, Dothideomycetes, Pleosporales, Pleosporaceae. The transcript has a single exon. The coding region runs from base 106 to 750 and encodes 214 amino acids.